CAGGUGCCUGAGGGCAGUGCGGGACCCACAGCUGGCAGGUGUCCUGGCCCCUCAAGUCCAGGGUGGCCCAUCUUCUUCGCAGCUCCAGACCUAAGGCCGAGCUACACCUGUGGCCUCCUAUCUCCGAGAAGUGUCCAAGACCCCGCGCGCCGUUUCCCGCGGUGAAAGAAAGUUGUGCGGCGCGAUCUCUGCGCGGACUCCGCGUGCGGGAAACUUGGACUCUGGCUGGUGGGUCGGCGGGUCCCAAGACCCGCGACACAGGCCACCGGGGCAAUGCGCGUGUCAGGGCGCCCGCUGCUCCUUGUGCUGCUGCUGCUGAGCAUGGUGGGGGACCGGGGACGCGCGCAGCCCCGGGAGCCUGCAGACAGGCAGACGCUGCUGAGGUUGCUAGUUGAGCUGGUCCAGGAGCUGAAGAAAUUCCACACGGGAGACAAGAGGCUACAGCUCCUUGGCGAGUUCGACUUUGCCCUGGGCCGCAGAGAGGCCACGGAUUAUGGGGCAGACCCAGAGGAGCAGAGAGUGGAGAUUGUUCCUCGAGAUCUAAGGAUGAAGGACAAGUUUCUGAAACAUCUCACAGGUCCUCUUUAUUUCAGUCCGAAGUGCAGCAAGCACUUUCACAGACUUUACCACAACACGCGAGACUGCACCAUCCCUGCAUACUAUAAAAGAUGUGCCAGGCUACUUACGCGGCUGGCUGUCAGUCCCAUGUGCAUGGAGAGAUAAGCUGCAAAGGAGCAACACCAGGAACCUUGAAAAGUGCCUUGGAAACCAACAAGAGAACAGAA
Molecule: messenger RNA, 785 nt
Organism: Phodopus roborovskii (desert hamster)
Lineage: Eukaryota; Metazoa; Chordata; Mammalia; Rodentia; Cricetidae
Gene: Alkal2
Product: ALK and LTK ligand 2
Exons: 5
Coding region: 274-723 (149 amino acids)
Biological process (GO): positive regulation of ERK5 cascade; positive regulation of ERK1 and ERK2 cascade
Molecular function (GO): receptor tyrosine kinase binding; receptor signaling protein tyrosine kinase activator activity
Source: RefSeq, a predicted model, not a curated record